AGCACAGCCGUUGGACACAAUUUUCAACCACCAACGACUUCGGACAUUUCUUAUUUACGCGACACGCAUUUCAUUACAGGGCAGACUUGACCUGCCCACAUCACUUCCCUCUUGCAAACCAAAACGAAUAAUCUCUGGAUAAUACAGAACGGAGGACGACACUGGGCACCAGCCUCUACCGAUCAAGUGCUGAUCCGGAUACACAGAGGACCUGGAUUGACACGGGUGACGACGACUUUUCUGGAUUUUGCAUACUAGUACUACUUUCCCGGCGAUGAACCCGGAUGAACGAAAAGAUAUGGAUAUUGGGGGUUGGAUCCACAGGUGGACGGUCAAGUGACUUUGUUGAACAAUGGAACGAUUUGGGUGGCGCUUGAAGUUCCCGGCGUUCCGAUUUUCGACAGAGGCAAGAGGACGGUGGACGGAGGGAGGAGACAGGAGCAGGAUCGGGAGAGGUCGACUAGUGGAUUUCUUGGGUAACUCCUACUUUUGGGUCGGCGGGCAGUCAUAGAGUCGGAGACGAAAGUCACGGCAUGAUGAUCUUGCGCCGACCUGGAGAGAAUGGCGAAACGCGCCCACACGGAAUUGAAAGCCUGGAGCAAGCGAUGAC
Zymoseptoria tritici IPO323 is the source of this 610-nucleotide messenger RNA. RefSeq lists its product as uncharacterized. NCBI's taxonomy places the organism in Eukaryota, Fungi, Ascomycota, Dothideomycetes, Mycosphaerellales, Mycosphaerellaceae. The record is from RefSeq and is a predicted model, not a curated record. The coding region runs from base 353 to 511 and encodes 52 amino acids. The transcript has a single exon.